CAAAUGGGCCCAUAUUAUUCUAGCCGUCUAAUAGGCCCAUAUUAUUCUAGCCGUCUAAUGGGUCCAUUUUAUUCUAGCCGCCAAAUGGGCCCAUAUUAUUCUAGCCGUCUAAUAGGCCCAUAUUAUUCUAGCCGUCUAAUGGGCCCAUAUUAUUCUAGCCGCCAAUUGGGCCCAUAUUAUUCUAGCCGUCUAAUAGACCUGUAUUAUUCUAGCCGUCUAAUAGGCCUAUAUUAUUCUAGCCUUCACAUAGGCCUAUAUUAUUCUAGCCGUCACAUAGGCCUGCAUGAUUCUAGCCAUCACAUAGGCCUGUAUUAUUCUAGCCGUCACAUUGGCCUACAUCGACCUUGUUAUGUAAGUCAUCAUGAGACUAUAUUAGUUGUUCAGAUAAAAAUAAAUUGUUCCAUGCCUAUCUCCAACAAUAAGGUUGCAUGCAUUAGUUGUAUAUUUAAUGUCAUUAAUUGUUCAAUGCCUAUCUCCAACAAUAAGGUUGCAUGCAUUGGUUGCAUGAUUAAUUUAACACCACUUGUUCAAUGUAUCUAGUUUAUAAUUAUCCAACAUUAACAUGUAAUAAAAAUUGAAA
This is a messenger RNA of Lymnaea stagnalis (great pond snail), 580 nucleotides long. The record is from the annotation of a GenBank genome assembly. NCBI's taxonomy places the organism in Eukaryota, Metazoa, Mollusca, Gastropoda, Lymnaeidae.